Molecule: messenger RNA, 4778 nt
Organism: Drosophila rhopaloa
Lineage: Eukaryota; Metazoa; Arthropoda; Insecta; Diptera; Drosophilidae
Product: ecdysone receptor
Exons: 5
Coding region: 886-2928 (680 amino acids)
Biological process (GO): cell differentiation; negative regulation of transcription by RNA polymerase II; positive regulation of transcription by RNA polymerase II
Cellular component (GO): nucleus
Molecular function (GO): ecdysone binding; zinc ion binding; RNA polymerase II cis-regulatory region sequence-specific DNA binding
Source: RefSeq, a predicted model, not a curated record
UCACUCAUUGAUUUAGUAUUUUUUUGGACUUUGUUGUUAACGGUUGUUCGCUCGCACGUUCGCCGUCCGAUCGCGUUCGUCUAAAUACAAGAUACAAAACACAGCACACACGAUUCGAAACACAAAACCAACCAGAACGGUUUCCCCAAAAAACACCGAACGUUUUAAAACAAAAAAAAUCACAAAAUGUUGCAACCAAAUGAAAUACAUGUUUAAAUCGCCUAUAUACACACACACACCUCUAUUUAUGAGAAAUUGUUAGAAAGUCCCAAAUAAUACCAGUCCCCUCUCAUCAACAACAAAAACAACAAGUGCAAUUCGUCGGCAGAAAUUGAAAUAAAGUGCAAAUGCAUUGUAGCUGAACCUCAGAAAAUAGGAAAAAUAAGUAAUGAAGAAGGCGGAGGAAAUAGUUCUUUAAAUAACGCAAAUCGAGAGCAUAUAUUCAUAUUUGUACAGAUAUUAUAUAGUGGCGCUGCAUAGUGCAAAUCGCGGAUGAGGGAAUUCGUCGAGCCCGAAAUGUAAAUAGGAAAAAUUCCCAAAGCAAUUCGACGGUGAAAGCAAGAACAAACGGAAAUCGAAACAAACAGAACUCGAAAUCUAACAUCAACAAAAAAAAACAAGCGACGCACAGACGUUAAGACUCUCGUCUAGUCGCCGUCUGUGGAACGCACACCCCCACCUCCCCGUGGCAAGGAGACGGAGUCACCAUCACCAUCCGCAUCCUUAAUAUUAUUAUUAUUAUCUCGAAGAUAGUGCGCGAGUGUGUGAGUAAGGGAUUUGUGCACUGGAUCCCCGUUACGUUUGAAUAGUGAAAAGAUAUUUACCAAAAUUCCAAAUAGUGCUUCGGCAACUGGAAUAUCUCCCAUUCAAGAACACAGUGAGCCCAUGGAUACUUGUGGAUUAGUAGCAGAACUGGCGCACUAUAUCGAUGCAUAUGGUCGCGACGAUCUCUCGCCCUCGAGCAGCCUGAACGGAUAUUCGGCGAACGAGAGCUGCGAUGCGAAGAAGAGCAAGAAGGGUCCUGCGCCGCGGGUGCAGGAGGAGCUGUGCCUGGUGUGCGGCGAUCGGGCCUCCGGCUACCACUACAACGCCCUCACCUGCGAGGGCUGCAAGGGCUUCUUUCGGCGCAGCGUGACGAAGAGCGCCGUGUACUGCUGCAAAUUCGGACGCGCCUGCGAAAUGGACAUGUACAUGCGGCGCAAGUGCCAGGAGUGCCGUCUGAAAAAGUGCCUGGCCGUGGGCAUGCGACCGGAGUGCGUUGUGCCGGAGAAUCAGUGCGCGAUGAAGCGGCGCGAGAAGAAGGCCCAGAAGGAGAAGGACAAGAUGACCACAUCGCCCAGCUCGCAGCACGGCGGCAACAGCGGCAGCUUGGGGACCGGCAACGCCCACGAGAUUGUCAAGAAGGAGAUUCUUGACCUAAUGACAUGCGAGGCGCCGCAGCAUGCCACUAUUCCGCUACUACCUGAUGAAAUUUUGGCCAAGUGCCAAGCGCGCAAUAUACCUGCACUAACGUACAAUCAGUUGGCCGUUAUAUACAAAUUAAUUUGGUACCAGGAUGGCUACGAGCAGCCAUCCGAAGAGGAUCUCAGGCGUAUAAUGAGUCAACCCGAUGAGAACGAGAGCCAGACGGAUGUCAGCUUUCGGCACAUCACCGAGAUAACCAUUCUCACAGUGCAGCUGAUUGUUGAGUUUGCUAAAGGUCUACCAGCGUUUACAAAAAUACCCCAGGAGGAUCAGAUCACGUUACUAAAGGCCUGCUCGUCGGAGGUGAUGAUGCUGCGCAUGGCUCGCCGCUACGAUCACAGCUCGGAUUCCAUAUUCUUCGCGAAUAACAGAUCCUACACGCGGGACUCGUACAAAAUGGCCGGAAUGGCCGACAACAUUGAAGACCUGCUGCAUUUCUGCCGCCAAAUGUUCUCGAUGAAGGUGGACAACGUCGAAUACGCGCUACUCACUGCCAUUGUGAUCUUCUCGGACCGGCCGGGCCUGGAGAAGGCCCAACUAGUCGAAGCGAUCCAGAGCUACUACAUCGACACGCUACGCAUUUAUAUACUCAACCGCCACUGCGGCGACUCCAUGAGCCUCGUCUUCUACGCCAAGCUGCUCUCGAUCCUUACCGAGCUGCGCACGCUGGGCAACCAGAACGCCGAGAUGUGCUUCUCGCUCAAGCUCAAGAACCGCAAGCUGCCCAAGUUCCUCGAGGAGAUCUGGGACGUGCACGCCAUCCCGCCCUCGGUCCAGUCGCACCUGCAGGUCACCCAGGAGGAAACCGAGCGGCUCGAACGGGCGGAGCGAAUGCGCGCCUCGGUCGGCGGUGCCAUCACCGCCGGCAUCGACUCCGAGUCCGCCUCCACUUCGGCGGCGGCGGCCGCAGCCCAGCAUCAACCCCAGCCUCCGACCCAGACCCAGAAUGCGACGCAACUUCAGUCGCAGACGCAGCCGCAGCUGCAACCUCAGCUGCAAGCUCAACUCCAACCACAGCUUCAACCUCAGCUCCAACCGCAGCUCCAGCCGCAACUCCAGCCACAACUCCAGGCGCAGCUCCAGCCACAGCCGCAGCACCUUUCCGUUUCUACUCCCGCAUCCGCCUCCGUAUCUGCCUCUGGUUCCGUGCAGACGGUCAGCACGAGCAGCGACUACAUCGGCGGUAGUGGGGCCAUAGGACCCACCACUGCGGCGCCCACCUCCUCCAGCAGCAUCACGGCCGCCGUUCCUGCCAUCUCCACCACAUCAGCGGUCCCGAUGGGCAACGGUGUUGGAGUGGGUGUAGGUGUGGGAGUGGGAGUGGGAGUUGGGGUGGGCGGCAACGUCAGCAUGUAUGCGAAUGCCCAGACAGCGAUGGCCCUAAUGGGAGUGGCCCUGCACUCACACCAGGAGCAACUAAUCGGCGGAGUGGCGGUCAAGUCGGAGCACUCGACGACGGCAUAGCAAACGCAGCGUCACCAACAGACCAUUGGCGUCCUGCUGGAUUGAGAUGCGAUCUAGGGGAAUGGGGAAGUUUUGUCCCGGAGAUUUUCGGGCGAACUUAGUAAGAUGAGGAAGUGAAUAAUUAAUGGACAAGCGUAAUAUGCAGUUAUUUAGUCUUAAGCCUGCAAAUAUUAGAGUUUAGCUAUUACCCAUACGAUUUAACUGAUAAUACAGCCUAUUAACAAUUACAUAAAAGCUUUCUUGAAACAAGCUUCAACCACAAUUGGACAAACGCGUUGAGCGACAGAAAGAGAGAGACAAAUUGAAAAGAGAACCAUUGGAAAUCAUGAAAUAUAGAAUCAAUUCUUUUGUGGGCGGAUGUUCGAUACGAUGCGAAUCGCGACUGCCUCACGAUCAAUUCUCGAAUUUUAUUUUUCAAUUUGAUCCUCCAAACUGCAUGCGAAACAGAUCAGAAAAGAAGAACAGAGAAUAGAGCGAGAACAGAGGGAAGAGAGAAGAGAAUAAAGAUUGUUUAUAUUUUAAAAAUAUAUAAAAUAAUAAUUACUAACUGUAAACUUAAUGAAAGCAACUGUAUAAUAUCUAACUAUAACUCUAAAUCCUUACUCUAAAGAAGCGAGUAAAUCUGUUAAAUGAAAGGAAUAGUUAUGAUAAUAACAUUAACAUCCACCAUAACUAAAUACAUUUAAAUUAAUUCAAAACAAACAAACUCUAAAAAAAACACGCAAAACUUGGACUGAUUUUAUAAAUAUUUUUUAAUCAUAACAAAUGGCAAACUGUAAAAAAUAUUACAAGAAAGCAAAACUAAAAAAAAUAACAAAAAAUGAAAAUAUAUUAUUAUGCCCUCCUUAUAUUUUUUAAAAUCAAGAAUAUAAAUUCUAAGAUUCUGAUAAUUUCCACCCAAAUAUAUUUGCAAGCAAAAACUAAGAUCCUUUGAAUAUUGGCAUCGUUUUUAGACAUUUUUUUCAACAAAAUUUUUAUAUUGAACUUUAACAAAAGAAAAUGAAAUUAAAGUGAUUGGAGUCUUACUCAAAAACCAAAAGGCAUCAAAAGGUAUUAAGUCUAAAAUAAAUAUUCAUUUCAAAUUCAACAAGCACCUUUAGGUGGAAAAUAUUUUUCAAUCACUUUGAUAACAGCCACACACAUAUAAAUAAACACACACACACCAAAAGACUUCAAUAUAUAUUUAUAAAAUUUACAUUGGUAAUUUAAAAUUUGUGUGAGUGACAAAAUUCAACAAAUUUGGCAAAAUCAAAAUUAAUUUAAUGAAAACCACCACAAGAAACGUGCAAAAUUCUUUACUUUGGCAAUUUUUAUGUUAAACAAAAUUUAAUGCAAUUGAUUUUCAAACAUUUUUAUUAGACUUUAUUAGUUUUAUUUUGCUUUGCGAUGUACACUUUAAAUACAUUUUUUAAAAUUGUUGGCCUUAUUUUAACUUAAAUCAAAUUUAUUCUAAUUUUAGUAGCAAUUUGUGUUUGAAAACGAAAAGAAGAAGAAACAACUGUAAAAUAUUAAUAAAAUUAAACGUAAAGUUAAAAGUGAAAUUCUUUUAUUGUGUAAAAAGAAGAUAUAAUAACAUCUUACGUAGCUUUCUACUUGAAUUGUGCAAUUUUUUACUUUUACUACUAAUCUUAAUUUAAAUAUAAUUUUACACACAACGCAUACACACGCCUACACACACAGCCACACAUGUAAACUUUUAAGUAAACUUAAUUUAUAAAGAUGAAUUUGUGUAAAGAUGAACUAAAAGUAGCAUGAUAUCAAGGAUAUAUAUGGAAGUAACUCUAAUCAAACGAGCGCAAUGCUUUCGAGGAGAGAAUUCUAAUUAAAUGUAGCCUGCACUUUGACAAACA